This is a messenger RNA of Zalophus californianus (California sea lion), 13433 nucleotides long. RefSeq names its product plexin A4 (gene PLXNA4). The record is from RefSeq and is a predicted model, not a curated record. The transcript has 33 exons. Gene Ontology annotation, cellular component: semaphorin receptor complex. Gene Ontology annotation, molecular function: semaphorin receptor activity; protein binding. Bases 637 to 6318 code for a protein of 1893 amino acids. Lineage: Eukaryota; Metazoa; Chordata; Mammalia; Carnivora; Otariidae. Gene Ontology annotation, biological process: regulation of cell migration; positive regulation of axonogenesis; regulation of cell shape.
CCCGACCGGGCGAGCAUGGGCGGCGCGGAGUGACGCCGCCGUGCCCGCUUGGCAUCAAGGACAUUCAGCCCGCGGGGGUGGGGACGAAGGGGGGCAGCCCCGCGUCGCCACCGCAGCCCCCGAAAGCCGCCGCCGCCGCCGCUCGGGCUCCGGGCUAGGUGGAGCAGAGGGGUGCUUGGAAUCGAUCCACAUUUUCCGACCUUUUUGUUGGACAUUCCGUCCACCUUGGACGCCGCGAGAGGAGCUGUCAAGCCCCGCAGGCUGUGAUUUCGCCCUCGGUUUGCCUUGCCUCCUCCCGGUUCCCUGUGCCUCGGUGGAGUAUUUGCGUUCGGGGCUGGGGCUGGAGGAGGCAGCCACACGCGCGCACACGCACACGCUCAGAGGAGGACGAGAGGCAGCGGCACAGGCACCAUCUGCAGUGUCAAUGCGGCGCUCCGGCUGAAGGAGGCAAAAGCGGCGCUGCCAGGUGCUGGGAGACUGAGAGGGACGACCGGAUUGCAUUUCCCAGAACAUCCCGAAGACCAGUGCCUCCAUGGAAAAAGCAUCCGUGGCCAAGGAGCCUCUACUGCUGAGCCCUGGCCCUCCGAGGGAACCCUCGUGCCGAGUGCUGCCGUGCCGCGAGGACCUGUUUCUGAAAUGAAAGCCAUGCCUUGGAACUGGACUUGCUUUCUCUCCCAUCUCCUGAUGGUAGGGAUGGGCUCCUCCACUCUGCUCCCCCGGCAGCCAUCCCCACCGUCCCCAAAGCGGUCUUUUGUCACGUUCCGUGGGGAGCCAGCCGAGGGUUUCAACCACUUGGUGGUGGAUGAGAGGACAGGGCACAUUUACUUGGGGGCCGUCAACCGGAUCUACAAGCUCUCCAGUGACCUGAAGGUCUUGGUGACCCACCAGACAGGGCCAGACGAGGACAACCCCAAGUGUUACCCACCACGCAUCGUCCAGACAUGCAACGAGCCCCUGACCACCACCAACAAUGUCAACAAGAUGCUCCUGAUAGACUACAAAGAGAACAGGCUCAUUGCCUGUGGGAGCCUGUACCAAGGCAUCUGCAAGCUUCUCAGGCUUGAGGAUCUCUUCAAGCUGGGCGAGCCUUUCCACAAGAAGGAACACUACCUGUCGGGAGUCAACGAGAGCGGCUCCGUCUUUGGAGUGAUCGUCUCCUACAGCAACUUGGACGACAAGCUCUUCAUCGCCACUGCAGUGGAUGGGAAGCCGGAGUACUUCCCUACCAUCUCCAGCCGGAAGCUGACCAAGAACUCCGAGGCAGACAGCAUGUUUGCUUAUGUCUUCCAUGAUGAGUUUGUGGCCUCGAUGAUUAAGAUUCCUUCGGACACCUUCACCGUCAUCCCCGACUUUGACAUCUACUAUGUCUAUGGCUUCAGUAGCGGCAAUUUUGUCUACUUUUUGACCCUUCAGCCUGAGAUGGUGUCUCCGCCAGGCUCCACCACAAAGGAACAGGUCUAUACCUCCAAGCUCGUGAGGCUCUGCAAGGAGGACACGGCCUUCAACUCCUAUGUGGAGGUGCCCAUUGGCUGUGAGCGCAGCGGGGUCGAGUACCGCCUGUUGCAGGCCGCCUACCUGUCGAAAGCUGGUGCUGUGCUCGCCCGGACCCUUGGAGUUCGUCCAGAGGAUGACCUCCUUUUCACUGUCUUCUCCAAGGGCCAAAAGCGGAAAAUGAAAUCCCUGGAUGAGUCGGCCCUGUGCAUCUUCAUCUUGAAGCAGAUCAACGAUCGCAUUAAGGAGCGACUGCAGUCCUGCUAUCGGGGGGAGGGUACGCUGGACCUAGCCUGGCUCAAGGUGAAGGAUAUUCCCUGCAGCAGCGCGCUCUUAACCAUCGAUGAUAAUUUCUGUGGCCUGGAUAUGAAUGCCCCCCUGGGCGUGUCCGAGAUGGUGCGCGGCAUUCCCGUCUUCACAGAGGACAGGGAUCGCAUGACUUCUGUCAUCGCAUACGUCUACAAGAAUCACUCUCUGGCCUUCGUGGGCACCAAAAGUGGCAAGCUGAAGAAGAUCCGGGUGGAUGGGCCCAGGGGCAAUGCCCUCCAGUAUGAGACGGUGCAGGUGGUAGAGCCUGGCCCAGUCCUCCGGGAUAUGGCCUUCUCCAAGGACCACGAGCAACUCUACAUCAUGUCAGAAAGGCAGCUCACCAGAGUCCCCGUGGAGUCCUGCGGUCAGUAUCAGAGCUGCAGCGAGUGCCUUGGCUCCGGCGACCCCCACUGCGGCUGGUGUGUGCUCCACAACACGUGCACCCGGAAGGAGCGCUGUGAGCGGUCCAGAGAGCCCCGCAGGUUUGCCUCUGAGAUGAAGCAAUGCGUCCGGCUGACUGUCCAUCCCAGCAACAUCUCUGUUUCCCAGUACAAUGUCUUGCUGGUCCUAGAGACAUACAAUGUCCCGGAGCUGUCAGCCGGCGUCAACUGCACCUUUGAGGACCUGUCAGAGAUGGAUGGGCUGGUGGUAGGCAAUCAGAUCCAGUGCUACUCCCCAGCAGCCAAGGAGGUGCCCCAGAUAAUCACCGAGAAUGGGGACCACCAUGUCGUCCAGCUGCAGCUCAAGUCGAAGGAGACAGGCAUGACCUUUGCCAGCACCAGCUUUGUCUUUUACAACUGCAGUGUCCACAAUUCGUGCCUGUCCUGCGUUGAGAGCCCAUACCGAUGCCACUGGUGCAAAUACCGGCACGUCUGUACCCAUGACCCCAAGUCUUGCUCCUUCCAGGAAGGCCGAGUGAAGCUGCCCGAGGACUGCCCCCAGCUGCUGCGAGUGGACAAGAUCCUGGUACCCGUGGAGGUGAUCAAGCCCAUCACCCUGAAGGCCAAGAACCUCCCCCAGCCGCAGUCCGGGCAGCGCGGGUACGAAUGCAUUCUCAGCAUCCAGGGCACGGAGCAGAGGGUGCCUGCCCUGCGCUUCAACAGCUCCAGCGUGCAAUGCCAGAACACCUCUUAUUCGUAUGAAGGGAUGGAGAUCAACAAUCUGCCGGUGCAGUUGACGGUUGUGUGGAACGGGCAUUUCAACAUUGACAACCCAGCUCGGAACAAAGUUCACCUCUAUAAGUGCGGAGCCAUGCGGGAGAGCUGUGGGCUGUGCCUCAAGGCGGACCCGGACUUCCAGUGUGGCUGGUGCCAGGGCCAGGGCCAGUGUACCCUGCGGCAGCACUGCCCCGUGCAUGAGAGCCAGUGGCUGGAGCUGUCAGGCGCCAACAGCAGGUGCACCAACCCCCGCAUCACAGAGAUAAUCCCAGUGACAGGUCCCCGGGAAGGGGGCACCAAGGUCACCAUCCGAGGGGAGAACCUGGGCCUGGAAUUCCGGGACAUCGCCUCCUACGUCAAGGUGGCCGGUGUGGAGUGCAGCCCUUUGGUGGAUGGCUACAUCCCUGCAGAACAGAUCGUGUGCGAGAUGGGGGAGGCCAAGCCCAGCCAGCACGCAGGCUUUGUGGAGAUCUGUGUGGCCGUCUGUCGGCCCGAGUUCAUGGCCCGGUCCUCACAACUCUAUUACUUCAUGACGCUGACUCUCUCGGACCUGAAGCCCAGGCGGGGGCCCAUGUCCGGGGGCACCCAAGUGACCAUCACGGGCACCAACCUGAACGCAGGCAGCAACGUGGUGGUGAUGUUUGGGAAGCAGCCCUGCCUCUUCCACAGACGCUCUCCGUCCUACAUCGUCUGCAACACCACAUCCUCAGAUGAGGUGCUGGAAAUGAAGGUGAUGGUGCAAGUGGACAAGGCCAGUAUCCACCAGGACCUGUUCUUCCAGUACAUGGAGGACCCCACCAUCGUGCGCAUCGAGCCAGAGUGGAGCAUAGUCAGUGGAAACACACCCAUCGCCGUGUGGGGGACUCACCUGGACCUCAUACAGAAUCCCCAGAUCCGUGCCAAGCAUGGAGGGAAGGAGCACAUCAAUCUCUGUGAGGUUCUGAAUGCUACUGAGAUGACCUGCCAGGCUCCGGCUCUCGCUCUGGGGCCCGACCACCAGUCUGACCUGACCGAGAGGCCCGAGGAGUUUGGCUUCAUCCUGGACAACGUCCAGUCCCUGCUAAUCCUCAACAAGACCAACUUCACCUAUUAUCCCAACCCUGUGUUUGAGGCCUUUGGGCCCUCAGGAAUCCUGGAGCUCAAGCCUGGCACUCCCAUCAUCCUGAAGGGCAAGAACCUGAUCCCCCCCGUAGCCGGGGGCAAUGUGAAGCUGAACUACACUGUGCUGGUGGGGGAGAAACCAUGCACUGUGACGGUGUCCGAUGUGCAGCUGCUCUGCGAGUCCCCCAACCUCAUCGGCAGGCACAAAGUGAUGGCUCGCGUCGGUGGCAUGGAGUACUCCCCGGGGAUGGUGUACGUCGCCCCAGACAGCCCGCUCAGCCUGCCUGCCAUCGUCAGCAUCGCCGUGGCCGGCGGCCUCCUGGUCAUCUUCAUUGUCGCCGUCCUCAUCGCCUACAAACGCAAGUCCCGCGAAAGUGACCUCACGCUGAAGCGGCUGCAGAUGCAAAUGGACAACCUGGAGUCACGCGUGGCGCUCGAGUGCAAAGAAGCUUUUGCCGAGCUGCAGACGGACAUCCACGAGCUGACCAGUGACCUGGAUGGAGCUGGGAUCCCCUUCCUGGACUACAGAACCUACACCAUGCGAGUGCUGUUCCCUGGAAUUGAAGACCACCCAGUGCUCCGGGACCUCGAGGUUCCGGGCUACCGGCAGGAGCGCGUGGAGAAGGGCCUGAAGCUCUUUGCCCAGCUCAUCAACAACAAGGUGUUCCUGCUGUCCUUCAUCCGCACCCUGGAGUCUCAACGCAGCUUCUCCAUGCGCGACCGUGGCAACGUGGCCUCGCUCAUCAUGACCGUGCUGCAGAGCAAACUGGAGUACGCCACCGACGUGCUGAAGCAGCUGCUGGCCGACCUCAUCGACAAGAACCUAGAGAGCAAGAACCACCCCAAGCUGCUGCUCAGGAGGACUGAGUCAGUGGCCGAGAAGAUGCUGACCAACUGGUUCACCUUCCUGCUCUACAAGUUCCUCAAGGAGUGUGCUGGGGAGCCCCUGUUCUCGCUCUUCUGUGCCAUCAAGCAGCAGAUGGAGAAGGGGCCCAUCGACGCCAUCACAGGAGAGGCCCGUUACUCUCUGAGCGAGGACAAGCUCAUCCGCCAGCAGAUCGACUACAAAACCCUGGUCCUGAGCUGUGUCAACCCAGACAAUGCCAACAGCCCCGAGGUCCCAGUGAAGAUCCUCAACUGCGACACCAUUACUCAGGUCAAGGAGAAGAUUCUGGACGCCAUCUUUAAGAAUGUUCCCUGCUCCCACCGGCCCAAGGCUGCAGAUAUGGACCUGGAGUGGCGACAAGGAAGCGGGGCGAGGAUGAUCUUGCAGGAUGAAGACAUCACCACCAAAAUUGAGAAUGACUGGAAGAGACUGAACACCCUGGCCCAUUACCAGGUGCCAGAUGGUUCUGUGGUGGCUUUGGUGUCCAAGCAGGUGACAGCCUACAAUGCAGUGAACAACUCCACAGUCUCCAGGACCUCGGCGAGUAAAUAUGAAAACAUGAUCCGGUACACGGGCAGCCCCGACAGCCUCCGCUCGCGCACACCCAUGAUCACCCCCGACCUGGAGAGCGGAGUCAAGAUGUGGCAUCUGGUCAAGAACCACGAGCACGGGGACCAGAAGGAGGGUGACCGGGGGAGCAAGAUGGUGUCUGAGAUCUAUCUGACACGUCUCCUGGCCACGAAGGGCACCCUGCAGAAGUUUGUGGACGACCUCUUCGAGACCAUCUUCAGCACGGCACACCGGGGCUCCGCCCUGCCCCUGGCCAUCAAGUACAUGUUCGACUUCCUGGACGAGCAGGCGGACAAGCACGGCAUUCACGACCCCCACGUCCGCCACACCUGGAAGAGCAACUGCCUGCCCCUGCGGUUUUGGGUCAACAUGAUCAAGAACCCCCAGUUUGUGUUUGACAUCCAUAAGAACAGCAUCACGGACGCCUGCCUGUCCGUGGUGGCCCAGACCUUCAUGGACUCCUGCUCCACAUCAGAGCACCGGCUGGGCAAGGACUCCCCCUCCAACAAGCUGCUCUAUGCCAAGGACAUCCCCAGCUACAAGAACUGGGUAGAAAGGUAUUACUCAGACAUCGGGAAGAUGCCGGCCAUCAGUGACCAGGACAUGAACGCGUACCUGGCUGAGCAGUCCCGGAUGCACAUGAAUGAGUUCAACGCCAUGAGCGCGCUCUCGGAGAUCUUCUCCUACGUGGGCAAGUACAGCGAGGAGAUCCUCGGACCUCUGGACCAUGACGACCAGUGCGGAAAGCAGAAACUGGCCUACAAACUAGAACAAGUCAUAACCCUCAUGAGCUUAGACAGCUGAGAACCGUCCUUCCAGGGCCCCUGGGGGGAGGGACACACCAAGCCGUGCCUCAGUCUAGAUUAUCAUCUUUACCAAGUGCAAGUUCCAACUGGCAUCAGCAGCAUCCCCUGAGCAGCGCUGUCUCUCUCUCCGCCUCUUUCUGUCUCUCCCUCCUCCCUGCGUCCCUUCUCUCUCUGUGGCUCUGCCAACACGAUGGAACCAGGCCACCACCCCUCAGUUAGUCCAGGAUGGCCAGGCUCACGCGGGGACCCGGCCAGAAGAUAUCAGCGGGGCUCUCUUUCCCGGCUGGCCGCAGGCUGACCGCAUCGGAUGGAGGAGAAGCCCCAGAGAGAGGACGCCCCCAUGCCGCUACUCCACCUUCCACACCGGGCCGAGCCUUGGUCUAGGGAAGAGGCAAUGAACUCAGUAUUAGCUUCACCGGGAAGACAUCACCUGGCUUUCUCCCUUCCCCGUAUCCACCUCCAGGGCAUCACCUGGCUCUCUCCCUUCCCCCGUACCCACCUCCAGGGAGUCUGCCAGGGUGUGGGCCCUUUGCAGCUCUGAGAAGAAAGGCCACAGCAACUGUGCAUGGCGGACUGGGGUUUGGGAGGGGGCGAGUUGGGAGGUGCCUUUCGAGCCACCUCUCACCUGUUGGGUUGGCUUCCAGAGGCCACCUUGUCCCCUUGCAGUCUUCUUGGAGCCCUUCCAAGUGCUCCUAGGGACCUGUCUGCCCUGUCCCCUCCCCUGCCUAUGGAAAGCCAGACAGGAGAAUUAGCAGUUACAUGCCACCGUGGAGACCCUCCUAACCUUCGAGUCUGGCUCAGAGCAGCAGAAACGUCACGUGGUGGGGGAGAAAAGGAAAGAGAGUCACAUCCACCCUGGAAGCAGGAUUUGUUGUUUUCCAUUCACCUGUGCACGCAAAUGAAACACGUCCAUAGUCACGGGCCUCAUCCAUUGCCAGAUCCUCGAUGCUAUCUAGAGAAAGCACCUGCAGCCUCCUCGGUCGGCGCUCAUCAAGGGUCAAUGUAAAAUGCAGAGUACAUCCAGGAGAUUCUACCUCCAGCCGCCUUUCUUGGCUCCAUCCCCACCACCCUUCCUGAGAACUUUAUAGAAAGCUGGGGCAGAGAGCUGAGCCCCUGUCCCCCUGCAGAGCCUGGUGCCAUUGCUAUGCAGAAGACUUUGUCCCUGGACUGUCCAGACCUCCUUGGCAAGGACUCCUUCACCAUCCGCUGUCUCUUUAGUCCCUGCCCUUCCUCCCCUCCUCCCCAGUCACCACGGAGAGAACCACGCUCAAGCACAGCCUCACGGAGACAAACCCAAAUGCCAGGCACACUCAGCCGCCAGCUCGCCACGUCCGGGAGGGACCCAAGGACUCAAGCUGAAAGACCUGGCCAACAACGAGAGAAGAGACAUACAACGGACCUCGGCCCUGGCAUCUGUUUCUCCAUCUGUCCUUCCAUCUCUGGAUCUCUCAUUUCAGCCCGUCAGGCAAAUGUACGCGCAGACAUGGGUGAGCAGGGGCUGUGGUAAGAGACGGUCUAAUGGAGGGUCAUGGAAACGUGAAUCUUGAAGGGCCCUUAGUUGCCAUCUGGCUCCAUUUCCCACCCGAAGCCAGAUUCUCUCCUAGCACCCCUGGUGGCUAAUUGUACACCGCUCGGGGGGACACGGAGAAGCAUCAUGUAAGGUGUGGCUGAGAGUGAGCGUUCCCGUCUUGCCUUCACUCCCUGAGCAUCAGAUAGCCGUCCCUGUCAGCCACUCAAAGUGAACCCCAAUUGGAAAGGGGAAGGAACCACUCCAUUUCCAGCAAAGUCCAUGGAGCACCCUGUACUUUUAAGAACUCUGGCCCCUUUGGAUAGGUGUGUGCGUGUGCGUGUGCGUGUGCGCCCGCGCGCGUGCCCCAGGAGCAGGCAGAGAGCUCAAAAGGAUUUCUGGUCCUGUGGAGGGGACCCUGAAGUGAUUCCCUUACUCCACCCUUGCUCACUCAUUCUGUAGCUUGAGGACAUAUCAACACUAGCUUUCUGCACUGAGUGCCGGGGGGCGGGGGGGAGAAGGAGAGUCACCUGUCGGCAGGAAACCAGGCUGCUCAGCACCACGGGAGGCCCGGACUUGACUGGAGGCUGGGUGGAGGUGACCCACAGCAGGGCAGCAUGUGACAUCAAGGAGAGGACAGGUGGGGACAAAACACCAGUAGCCUAACCACGAAAAGAGGAGAAUGGGGGAAAGAUACCCAUCGAGGGGGAAAAAUAACCAAAGGUUUUGGCAAAUGAAGUGCCAGGUGAAGAAGCUUGGGCUUUCUACCCUUGACCCUUUUAUUUCCUCUGGAGAAGCCACGGGCCCUGGCCAGGGAGGAAGCACGGGGGGGGGGGGGGGGGGGGGGGGCAGGCGGAGGAGGCACCGCGGCCACCAAGAUGUAUUUGCACACGUGAGGGGGUGGGGAGGAGAGAGACACAAACAUAUUUAACACAGAUUCGCUGAGUGGAAGCUGAGUGUGUGUGUGAGUGCAUGUGUGAGCGAGUGUGUUUGAUUUAUUUUUUAAGUUUUGCACAGUUAGAAAAAGUGAACAGGCAGAAAAGAAGACUGUUAUCAUGGUUUUGCUGAAGCUUUUAUUUUUUACCGGAUUAUUAUUAUUAUUGUUAUUGUUCCUUUGUCGGUACAGAACGUCCCCCACCUCCACCCCGCCCCUGCCCCCUGUUUUGUCAUAAGAGAAACUUCUCAGAAACCUCAGAGAAACCUCAGUGUCAGGAAGAAAGAGGAGAGGAGAGUCUCCUGGUUCUCCUUUCUCCUGGUUCAGAAGGGGGUUGGGGCAGAUUUUACUUUAAUUGCUGGGAGGGGGGUCGCUGCUGGUGUUUUGUUUGCCGAAGUCUCCGCGACCUGCUUGGGCUAGAGAAACAGGACAGACUCACCCAGGCCUGCAACCCAUCUUGCCCCACAAAAGUGUUCCUUUCUCCGUUCGUUUUCCACUUUUUUCCACUUGGAUUCGCGGUACACGUGUGAUUCAAAGUAAAGACAAGGCAGCAUUUUCAAAAAGCUGUCCUUGGCCCCCCACCCCCGUUCUUUCCAAAACUCCCCUCAGGGUCCACGAUCUCCUCCUGACAGGCCAGAGACCCCAAAAGCUGCCCCAGGGGUGUGGGCACGGGGGCCAGCACACAGCAGAGAAGGGAGCUGGGCAAACGGGUCCUGUGGAAGGGAGGUUCCCCUCAAGGCCUCCGCCCCCGUGGCAGUGAAUUUGCAGGGUCAUAACUCCGUUUAAGGUGGAAUCUUUACCUAACUUCUUGAGUCCCGGGCAAAGAGGAAGAGAGAAAAGGCCCAUCUCCUCUCACCUCCCCCUUCAACCGCCUCCUGCACCCUCCAGCCCUUGAGACCAUCAGGGUCAAAAUGGCACCAGGAGAUCACACAGAAUAACUGACCUAGGUUAGAUGGGGCUUUUGAAUGUAGGAGAGAGAUGGGCUGAAGCCGGGGUGGUGGGAGGCAGGGAGCUUUAUGGGGUCCUGAAUUCAAAAGGACCGAUGGACAGAAGCUGAGACAGAUGGCUGCAGGCAGGUCAUUGCCCUCGGGGGGCACAAGUCUCCCCACAUGUGGGCUUUGCCGUUCUUUGUCCUUCCACGUAAGGAGAGACCCCCGACAUUUCUUGAUAAUGGCAAAUAGUACCACUAAGUGAAGUUGGCUACUAUGUCAGUUAAUUCCUCAGGAAAAUACUUUUUCUUCCUUCUUUCAAUGUGGUUUUAAUUUGGGGGUGGAGGACCGCCUGAGCGUCCACAGGCCAAGGUAGGGUUGCACCCCAGAGCAACAUGCACACCCGGAGUCAACCCGAGAGGCUCCCUCUUGUGAGCCUGUGGGCCGAGGAGUCAGGCCCAAGGUGCCUGAGCAGGGCUAUGGUCCGAGAGAGAAGUCCUUUUCAAUAAUCCCAGAGUAAAGCAGACUAUCCAGGACUGUGCCAGGCAGACGUGGGAGUCGCUGACCAGUAAAGUCGCUGACCUGUCCACUCAGGCCUGGGUCUCACCCCCCAGCCCGAGGCUAUGUCAAGGUACUGCCCCAGCACCCCCUCUCCCCCGACCCGAGGUCUUUGUGCUCGUGUUCCCCUUGCAUGUCUGGCUUCUGAGAGUGUCCCUCCCCCGCAGAGGCGAGUAUGCCCCCUCGUCCCCCUUGCCCACAGCUGCACGCGGAGCCGCAGACCUCACAGCCCAGCCCCACCCCGGGGCAGCUCUAGGCCCCUGUCGCCAGCCCGGCACUGCUUCCCUGAGUGAUUGGGGGGGUCCCUAGUCCCACCUGGGCCCUGGGGAUCCCCCAUCAGAAGAGCCACAAGCAACGGUUUCCCAAAGCAACCUCCACUCCGAGAGGCAAGUCCUGCUGAGGUUUCCAGCACCCUCAACAACCGUGCGCUUUGACCUAACAGGGGAAGCCCUGUUUUCCGUCUCCUCUCUCAGGAAUUAGGGGACACUUCCUUUGGCCUCACAGGAUGUGAAGUCAAAUAUUUAACCUAGUGAAGGUUAAAGUUAAUUAUUCUUAAUCAAGAACAAACUUCCCCACCUCUGAGAGAGCCAGGAGGGAGGGGAAGAGGCAGGGAGGUUCUGCAGGCUGGGGGCCCCAUAGACACCCCUUUCGGGGCCCUUCCAGGAAUGGGCCGCCCCAACAUGUGGUCCCAGCACGGGUCUGAAAGGCCUCCGAGAGGCAUUUCUAGGCAUGAAUAACCUCCAGGUACCAGAGUCCCCAGGAGAAGACCCUGCCCCAGGCCGACCCUGGCUCCUUCCCGGGCUUUUCUCUUGCUCCUAGUUCACGUCAAGGACCUCCUGUCAGCCCCUCACGCCUCCUGUCAGCAUUUAGCUCAGGGGACUGAGGGCCCCUGGCCCCGCAGCCGGUCCCUUUUUCUUUAACCUGUAUGUGGACUGUUUACUUGGAGUUUGAGGUUAUUUUUUGUUUGUAUACGUUAAGCGUUGGAGAUUAAGGAGGGAGCCCAGGUGUGGGUGUCAAGUCCAAACUGCUGGAAGGAAGAAACAAAACUCUUCACCUGUGACUUGCAAGGGAUGAGGAGAGCCUUGGGGCUGAGGGGGGGGGGGGCUCCCCUGUUGUUAAAAAAUGGGUCAGGAUAUUCCCCAGGUGUGGACAUGCCUGGGGAAGCAGCCUCCAUGGCUGCUAAUAUUCUGGGUGCUUCCCGGGCACCUGGGAUGUGGCUAGAACCUGCGACGCUGCCCCUCUCCUCCCACAGGUGUGGCCAACGAGAGCCCUUACAGAUCGGGGAAGCUGAGGUACAGUCACAGGUGACACGGAGAGGCAGCUCCCGGGGGAGGCUGGGAAACCAUGAGCCUCUGUCCUCACGGUGCUCUGAGAGCGGCAAAGCCCUCCGCUGGAAAACAGAGAAAACAUUCCUCCCGUUCACGAAGGAAUCUCUAUAGUAAAAGUUUCAGACUUUCAAGAGAGACCCCCCUUUUUUUUAAACUACAAGUCUUUGCUCCCUGAUUAAAAAAAAAAAAUUUUUUUUUUAAAUUAGGGGAAGUUAUCCAACUUUAUAAAAUAUACAGGAUUUUUUGGUUGUAAAAGUGAUACAUACUCAUUAGAGUCCCAAUUAAAUUCCCUGAGUAGACCGGUGACUACCCCAGCUAAGCAAAGCUAAACAAAACAAGAUCCCUAAUUAAUAAAUGAAAAGAGGUUUCUGUCCUCAUUGGCAGAGGUAGUGAGGUGGGAGGGGGGCCGUAUGCCCUCUGUCCGGUGUGCCCCACUGUCCUUUCUCCUCACGUCCUUUCGCUUUGUCCAGUCUCGGCUCUCUGGGCCGCCCCUGGUGUUGCUGAGCCCCCCUGUAGUCCCCAUCGCUUCCCUCAAUCCGUAGGGAGGCUCAGUUCAGGAUUGGUCAUGGAGGGACCAAGGCCCCUCCCCCGAGAGGGCAAACGCUCAUGGCAAAUAGACACAUUCUAUGCAGCUCAUCUUCUACCAUUUCUUUUUAACUGGAAUUAGAACUUCUUUUGUUAGUGUCUUUGAUCUUAUGACUCAAGCACAUUUUGGAAGGGCUCCCUUCCAAGAGUGGAAUUCAAAACAGAGGAUACAGUUAAAGAGCAGUGCAAAGGACACUUAACCAAGCGCGACCGCUUACCAGAUAGGACUAGUGGAUGCGGUUCAGGCCCGUGACCAAGAUGCGAUACGUGUCUCGUGUGCUCUCCUUUCUCCUCCUUUCCCUGAUGUUCUCCCCAGCCAUUGGCUCGUUAAACCUUCUGUUCUUUAAAAAGAAAAGCUAGUUUACCUCAAAGAAUCUUGUUUCCAUUUGGAAACCAAUGACUUUUGUGUUUUAGAGUAGAUGACCCUCCCCCCACCCAUCACUCCCUGCCUGGGUCUGGUGUCCCUGAGGCCUGAGGUCCUUGCUUAGUCAUGCGAUGGCGAUGCUGAACAAGAACAAGACCCCCAGGCCCCGACAUGGACAGGAAGGAUUGGGUGCAGCUGGCCUCCUCCCCACCUGAGCUGGUAAGGACCAGCCCAUCUCCUCCAGCAGGGUCCUGCCCAGUCACCAUAGUAACCAGCAACUCCAGGGUACCAGCAACAGAGACCGGCUCAGUGAGCCGAGGCGUAGGUGGGGCAGGGUCUGGCCUGGUCACACGACCCAGAGUCAAGUCCGAUGCUGGAGGGAAGAGGAGAAACAGGGAAGGAUGAGUGGGCUGUUUGAGGAACAGGCGGAGGCCUUUGAGUCUCGGCGAGAGGCCGUUGAAGGAGGUAGGGCAGGUCACUCCUGCUCUGGUCACCCCCGUCCAGCCCCAUCCCACCUCUGUUUCCAUAAAGCUCCCACCUUGAACACUGGCCCUUUGUUAGAACAAAGCAAAGCAUAUCUUUAGACAACAGUGUUAUAAUGAGCCUCAAAGAUAGGUGGAUGGACUGUAGUAGAGGAAGAGGGUCUUCUGGUUUUGAUUUUUAAAAAAGAGUAUCCUAGUAAGAUUAAAAAAAAAGAUUUAAAAAAAUAAAGUUUUUAAAAAGGAAACCUAUGCUAUUUAAAUUGGAGCCCAGUUGUAACUUGGUAAAGGCAAGCUUCUGUACCUUUGUUAUAAUUAAUUGUAUACCUGUGUAUGUAAAUAUAAGGCAUUCCUAUUUUGCAGUUCAGAACAAGAAAAAAACCUAUUUGUAAUAUAGAAUAAAGUUUAUUAAAAAAUAAUAAAAAUGCA